Molecule: messenger RNA, 3894 nt
Organism: Mixia osmundae IAM 14324
Lineage: Eukaryota; Fungi; Basidiomycota; Mixiomycetes; Mixiales; Mixiaceae
Exons: 7
Coding region: 1-3894 (1297 amino acids)
Biological process (GO): TORC2 signaling
Cellular component (GO): plasma membrane; TORC2 complex; cytoplasm
Molecular function (GO): phosphatidylinositol-4,5-bisphosphate binding
Source: RefSeq, a predicted model, not a curated record
AUGAGAUCCCUGAGAUAUAUCACAUACGGACGAGCAGUAUGGGUUCCGGCCAUCGCCUCGAAAUUCCUGCUGCUUGAGUUGCUCACGCUCUUACUACUGUGGCAAAUCAGCGAUCGCGGGACGACAUACAUCGCUGGCGGUCCUCGUAUCGUCUACAUCGGAUAUGUUCUCGGCAAUCAUAAGACAGACGCGAUCGUUAUCUCGACCGUCGUCGCUCCCUUGUAUACUGCGGCGCUGAUACUCGAGCGAUAUUUUCGGCGAACGAAUCGACUGCCAGGCUCGGAGAAGCGCUAUACGGUCAUAUUGGAGUACAUCGCCAUUGCUGCCGGCAUAAUCGCAGCCAUAGCAUUCAUCGGCUUGACUAUCUUCGAUGUCUUUGAUUGGCGAAGAACGCAUUGGACGCUCGUCAGCACUUUUGCCAUUUUCGUCUCAUUGUCGAUCCUUUGUCAGACUGUAGAAGUUUUGCAGAUCGAAAGCGAGAAUCCUCGUGCAAAGCUGCUCAAGGCAAGCGCGAUGCUCAAGCUGUUCAUCGUCAUUCUCGCUGUCGGCUGUGUCGGAGGCUACGUAGCGAGCGUGAUCUUAUGCGCAAACACGGAAUACGAGAGAUGUAGGCUGCUAGAUGACGGCGCGAACAGCCUUUCAUGGGCGAUCGCGUUCAUCUUCAACGCAUAUCUGUUCAGCCUGAUCCUAGAUCUCGAACCGACCUCGACGAAUUCGCCAAAGCAGAUGCGAUCGGUUCAGCAGAAGCUCGCCCGAAGUAGCAAGACGUCUCUGGAUUCUGCGAUUGACUGGCCGUCAUCUCGAGGCUCAUGGGACAGCGACACGAAGGGCAGCUCGUGGGAGAUGGUGGGUGACAACCUGAAGCCGCAAGGAACCCACGCGCUUGCCGCUCGCACGACGCUGGACUUCAGCAUAGGGCUACUGAGCCCACCUUUGCGAGCGCCCUCAAAGCUUGCAGCUUCAACUGGCAGCAGGGACCGGCAACGAGGCGGGCAAACGCGAUCGAAAGUCAACACAGACUCUUUGAGCUCGCUAUCGACCAAAGGAAGCGAUCUCCCUGCUCCCUUGCGGGCACCUGUUCGCGCUCGAUACACAUGUGCAGCUCAACCAAGAUGGAACGAUGACGAUGAGGUCAUGUCGCUGAUCUCAGACAAGGACUACUUGUUGCGCAGUCUGCGCAUCCAAUUCCACCGCAGCUUCGACGACCGGCUCAGCCUUGCAUUGCUGGCUGCGGAUACCUAUGGCUCUCCUUCGGCUCACUCUAUCCUCGCACGGCUAGAUGAUGAUCAUAUUUAUCCUGAGCUGGCAAGAGCAGGCAGCCCGGAGCUAGCAUACGACGAGCAACAUGGUCGACGACGCGGAAACGGAGCGCAACCGGGCAAUGAAAGCUUUCCAGCCUCGGGCACAAGUCUCAGGUACAGCGAAACAAUCGGCAACCGUCAUGCUGGACCUGGUAUGCGAGUCUCUGGCCGGAAGAGCUCUAGAAAUCCCCGUCAUUCGUCGACAAGUCGAUCGGUCCAUGAGACAGCUCAAUCUGACACUGCGCCAUCAAGCUCACCGGCACACUCACGCGCUGCUCAUUCGAGUGGACCACUACAUCGAGCAGAUGCGAGCACGUCACAAAUGACACUAGAUCAGCUUGUCGACUCUGAUAAUGACUCUGAUGCGUCUCUCGGCAACGCGAAUGAGUCACCUAGCACAGCAAGCAGACCACAGAAGACACGUUCAACUGCCGUCCUACGCCGCGAACCACCUAAAGUGACUAUUCAAUCGCCGCUGGCCAGUCCUACACCGACGUCGCCUCAGAGUGCUGAAGCGGGUCUUACUCGCAAUAAUCGACAAAGUCAUGCGCCUCAGACGCAUGAGCAAGCCCUCACAGAGGCGAUGGCGGCCGAAGACAUUCAAGUCCUCCCAUCUGCGCCCAUAGCGAUUGCAUCGACAAUGUCUGACCCGCAGCUUUCGGGCGACUCGCUCUCGACGGUGCCGAUGACAGAAGAUGACAGUUCCUAUAUCAACAGUAUGAGUCGAUCUACAAGUGUGACGCAAAGGACUCAAGGCGAUCAAAAGCCUCCCGCCAGCGUGCCGCAGCAAGACUUGCGGCCGCCUGCCGCUGCUGAGUCUUCACCGCCACUUAUCGAACCGCCACAGAACGCCCAAUAUCCUAGAGCACGACAACGACGUCGGGUCAACAUUAGCGCUCUGCGUCCUCUGACUUUGCUGCCCAUCCUCGAACCAGAACAGAAUGUAAGCCCAAGGAGUGACUCGCCAAUUCGUCCGCGCCCGCGCUCGCGUUCGGGCAGCUCUCCAUCCUUAGCACCUUCGGUUGGCAAGCCAAGGCUAGACUCAAGAUUGUCUCAAGAGAUCUUGGCAGGAUCAAAAUAUGACGUUGAGCAUGAUGACGGGAAGCAGUUCCCUUCGAGCAGGCAGCACAGUCGGACAAGCUCACAAGGUUCGUCGCAAUUUGCAGACAGCUCUCAGGAGUACUCGGCCUCGCGGUCUCGCUCGCAUAGUAGGAGCAAGCCAGACGCUGAGCCAAUCGUCUUUGGCAAGCAAGUCCCGCCGUCCUUAGGCUUGCCCGCCAAAUCGUUCCUUUCAAUCGCACUGUCAAGUCAACAGAGCGAUCAAGGCGACUCGAAUCCUUUCAAUCGGCUAUAUGGCGCUCUAUCGAGCAAAGAAGCCAAUGCGAUUCAGCUAUCAGUCUAUUUCCCGCAUUCCGCCAAACCUUCUGCUCCCCUCAAGCUAUCGCUCAAACCCGACUUGAUCGCUGAGGAAGUCAUUGGCGCGGGCUUGUGGGCCUACUGGAAGGAUGGCAGAGAGCCAGCGCUCGACGUGGACAGCGACCUCGACACAGACACUGCGGGCUGGAACUUACGAAUGGUCGAAGAUGAUGGCAUGGUCGAUGAAGACUUUCCCGCUCUGGACCGAAUGCGGCCUAUCGCAAAGUUUGCUUUCGAAGACUUUGCAGUCGUUCGAGCGAGCGGCAAUCAACAGAAUCAGAACAAGGCAGCUCAAGCGACUUUAUCACGUCGACCGUCUCGCAUCAUCGCACGGCAAGUACCCGUCGAUGCCAUUGCGGGCGAACGUCAAAAGGCAGCACUACCGGACCCUGCCAUGAGUGCAGCUUCGCUCCAGGCGUACACUAUGGGCGCCUCGUCUGCAAUGGGCGUGCCGGUCUAUCUGCGCAUCAGAUUGCCCAUGGUCGGCCGCGAUUCGCAGACAACGACGAUCAAUGUGCCUUCCGAUAUGUAUCUGGCAGACGUGCUCGAGCUUGUCUGCAGAAAGAAAGGCAUCUCAAAGCCUGCCGAAUGGGCGCUUGCCGUGGCCGAUCGAGAGCUUGUCGUGCCCCUCGAUCGGACCGUCGAGAGUCUCCGAGGCAUGCAUAGCUUGCGCCUCAUCAGGCGGUCACGCUCGGCUGCUCAAGCCACGCCCAAGUCCAGACUGGGUCAGCUUCAGAACACGAACCCGAGUGCGUCUAUCUUUAAGCGACUUUCCGAAUCGACGCAGCCACGUUACGUAUCUGCGACAGAGCUUACGUCGACGUACAAACGCUAUGUGCUUCAGCGGAAGCUACCCAUGCCGCUCGGGCGCAACGAACGUAUCCUCUCCAUCGACGGUGACUACAUCCACAUUCUGCCGUCCGAAUCGAAGGGUGCAACAGACAAGGGCCGAACGGCUAGCUAUCACGUCGGCAACGUCGCCGAUUGCAAGCAGAGCAAGAAAGCUUCUCGGUCUUUCAAGUUGGUCGUCUGGCGCGCAAAGGAAGCCAAGCGCUAUGACUUUGAGGCAGCCGAUUCUAGACAAGCUGCUGAUUGCGUCGCAACGAUCAAUCGCCUCAAGACGAAUCAUCGCGCACAGGCAGAAGCGCGUGCAGAGGCCAGAGCGAGGCGGCAAUGA